CCCGCCCCGCGCCGCGCACGGUCCCGCCGUGCGUCCGAGGCCGCUCCAACUGCUAUGUAACCCGCCGGCUGCGGCCGGAAGGGAACUGGGGAGAAGAGGAUCUCGGGCCGUAACCCCUGGGAGCCAAGUUUGCAGCCACUUCUGCGCGCGCUUUCCUCUAGCCUUCGUCUGGCCGGGCUGCCCUUGCCCUCGUCGCGCGCCCGGCGGCCGAGGUUCCCGACGACCAUGGUGACAGUGGAGAAGCUGCAGGAGAUGGACGGCAGCGUGCUCAAAAGGCUGAUGAACCGGGAUGAGAGCGGCGGCGGGCACGGCGCCCUGGGGCUGGUGAGCGGCGGCAAGUGCCUGCUGCUGGACUGCAGACCGUUCCUGGCGCACAGCGCCGGCUACAUCCGAGGCUCGGUCAACGUGCGCUGCAACACCAUCGUGCGGCGGCGGGCCAAGGGCUCCGUGAGCCUCGAGCAGAUGCUGCCCGCCGAGGAGGAGGUGCGCGCGCGCUUGCGCUCCGGCCUCUACUCGGCGGUCAUCGUCUACGACGAGCGCAGCCCGCGCGCCGAGAGCCUCCGGGAAGACAGCACCGUGUCGCUGGUGGUUCAGGCGCUGCGUCGCCACGCCGAGCGCACGGACAUCUGCUUGCUCAAAGGUGGCUACGAGCGGUUUGCCUCUGAGUACCCAGAGUUCUGCUCCAAAACCAAGGCUCUGGCAGCCAUCCCACCCCCGGUGCCCGCAAGCACCGUGGAGGCCGUGGACCUGGGCUGCAGCUCCUGCGGAACCCCGCCCCACGACCAGGGGGGCCCUGUGGAGAUCCUGCCCUUCCUCUACCUCGGGAGUGCCUACCAUGCUGCCCGGAGAGACAUGCUGGACGCCCUGGGCAUCACAGCCCUGUUGAACGUCUCCUCGGACUGCCCCAACCACUUUGAGGGACACUAUCAGUACAAGUGCAUCCCGGUGGAAGACAACCACAAGGCUGACAUCAGCUCCUGGUUCAUGGAGGCCAUCGAGUACAUCGAUGCCGUGAAGGACUGCCGUGGGCGGGUGCUGGUGCACUGCCAGGCGGGCAUCUCGCGCUCCGCCACCAUCUGCCUGGCCUACCUGAUGAUGAAGAAGCGGGUCCGGCUGGAGGAGGCGUUCGAGUUCGUCAAGCAGCGCCGGAGUAUUAUCUCGCCCAACUUCAGCUUCAUGGGGCAGCUGCUGCAGUUCGAGUCGCAGGUGCUGGCCACGUCCUGUGCUGUGGAGGCUGUCAGCCCCUCGGGGCCCCUGCGGGAGCGGGGCAAAGCCACCCCCACGCCCACCUCACAGUUUGUCUUCAGCUUCCCUGUCUCUGUGGGCGUGCACUCGGCCCCCAGCAACCUGCCGUACCUGCACAGCCCCAUCACCACCUCUCCCACCUGUUAGAGCCUCUCUCUCAACCCCCAGAGCCGGAAGUCGGCUUCCAGCAAGAGGCAGGGCCUCCCACACGUGGCAGCAAGUCAGAACUGACUAGCAGGGGCCGGUGACCAGCUCCUUCUCCAUCCAUUUCUCCUUGGCCGUCCUCCGGGCCAGCUAGAAUGGCAAUAAGGACUUUGAAUACAUACCACAAACGAACAAACGCCAACUUAGAGCAAUAACGCUGCGGACACAGCCGGGCAAGACCUCGGCUUGGUUUGUGUGUCAGUUUUACUUUUGAGAUAGAAAAUUCUUACCUCAUUUUUUUAAGCAGUAAGGCUUGAAGUUAGGAAGUCCACAGAUCCUGGCAAAUGUGCCCAACCAGUUUUAUUGGGAGGCGAGGGUGGGGGGCGGGCAAGGGAUAAGAAGCAAACAAGUUUCCCAGAAGUGCCUGGAUUUGUGUUCUUGUUACUUUUUCUGUUAUCACCGUAGAGGAAUUUUGUCCCUCUGCCCCACCCCUCCGCCUUUUUUUUUUUUUUUAAGAAACCUUGUAGGACAUGGUUUUCAUUUCUAAGUCACCAACAGAUUAAUACUUAUACUUAAUAAUAAAUAAAGGUAUUUAUUAAGAACUUCCUCAGAGUAUGUAAGUACCAAGGGAUCUAGUGACAGUGAACUUACAAUCUAUGUAGUUGUCCAACAACGCAGCACAAUACAAUAGCAUGUCAUUGCCAGAGCAGUUAGUACCUGAUCGCCCCUAGGGGUGUACAGCCUAGCGCCACCAUCGGGCAGCCCUCGUUGUCCCUGAGCGGCAGGUGGGGUGGGUGCAGGAAGAAACGAAGGGACUGCCUUCCCAUGACUCUGGAGCUGGUUCCGGGGCCCACAGGCUCCUGAAGCUACGUAAACCACAACAAUAGGACCUUCUCUCUCCGGCGAUCCAGAAUUUGGUUCGGUGGUGGGCGCCAUUUGCCCUAGCCGUGCCAAGGACCCGCCUACCACCUGUGAUAAAUGCCAUAUCCCAUUAGGUGCUCCUGAAAAACCGGGUGCAACUCUGAUUUUCCUACAGGGAAUCAUUUGGCCACCAAGCGAUACAUAAAUUAUACUUUCAUCACAAAGUAUAAUGAUUUCGGACGGACGGCUAAGUCGAGAGAUCGAAACUGAAUCCUUUUGUAAGUUGCAAGGCCCCGCUUUUCUCUCGUGGAACCUUGGGUCUUUCAUUUUAGGGGGCUGACUUGGCCAACAGGUCUCCCCUGGUCUCCGUGCAUGUUGUGAAGUGCCCUCGAAUGAGAGGAGCAGUGUGGACUCCCCGGUCCAGGUCCCUGUCAGCCGGCAGAGGGCAGGCUCAGAGAAGGGGGGAUGGGAGCAAACUCCUUGUCCGGGGGCUGGCUCUGGGUUCAGUGCUCUUUUAGAAUCCUUUCCUGGGACAAUGCCAUCUGGAGAGGCCUUUCCACAUGGAGGAAUGGCUUUUGGAAUGCGGAGG
This is a messenger RNA of Echinops telfairi (small Madagascar hedgehog), 2839 nucleotides long. RefSeq names its product dual specificity phosphatase 4 (gene DUSP4). Gene Ontology annotation, molecular function: MAP kinase tyrosine/serine/threonine phosphatase activity; protein tyrosine/threonine phosphatase activity. NCBI's taxonomy places the organism in Eukaryota, Metazoa, Chordata, Mammalia, Afrosoricida, Tenrecidae. Bases 226 to 1392 code for a protein of 388 amino acids. The record is from RefSeq and is a predicted model, not a curated record. Gene Ontology annotation, biological process: negative regulation of MAPK cascade; endoderm formation; protein dephosphorylation. The transcript is spliced from 4 exons. Gene Ontology annotation, cellular component: cytoplasm; nucleus.